CUUUUAUUUCACAGCCUCCAGGAGAGGAUCAUCUUGUCAUUACGGUUUAUGGUGCAACUAUUCUUUCCUCUAAGGAUGAGGGAGCCAUUCAGUCUCAGGUGAAGAGAAUGCUGAGACUCUCUGAUAAGGAUGAACAAGAUGUCACAUAUUUUCAUAAGCUUCAUCCACAUGCUGAGGCCAAAGGAUUUGGUCGGUUGUUUCGAUCACCAACCUUAUUUGAAGAUGUGGCCAAGUCUCUUCUUCUUCGCUUUUGCCCGUGGAAGACAUCUUUGGAUCGGGCAAAGGCUAUUUGUGAUGUACAACUGAAAAAAGUCAGAAUGUCGAAAAGAAAGAGAGCAAAUAUUGGAGACUUCCCUAGCCCGAGAGAAUUAGCAAGUUUUAGAGAGGAAGAGCUAAAGAAAUUUGGAUAUAGAGCAGGGGACUUGAUUAAGUUGGCUAAACAAGUUGUUGAUGGAAAAAUUAAGUUUGAUAGUGCUGAUGAAGGGUACUACUCUAAGUUGAAGAUAAAUGGUGCUGGUCCUUUUACCACUAAUACUAUCAUGAUGUGUAUUGGACACUAUCAUAAUAUUCCAAUUGAUACUGAAACGUUGCGUCAUAUGAAAGAGUUUCAUGGACUUAAUAUGAGAAAGCGUAAAAAGGGACCAAUUAGUGUGGAAACAAAAGCGAAAAUACAAGAAUUCUACAAGAUUUAUCAUCCAUUUGAGUCUUUGGCUUACUGGUUUGAACUUGCCAACUUUUACGAAAUAAAACUUGGCAAGACAUUAGGUGAGUUAUUACCAUCAGAAUAUCAUCAUGCCACCGGAAGCAAGAAAUGUUUAGGUAACAUGAGAUGUGAUGUGAUGUGUGAUGGAUAG
Solanum verrucosum is the source of this 854-nucleotide messenger RNA. RefSeq lists its product as uncharacterized. Gene Ontology annotation, cellular component: nucleus. Gene Ontology annotation, molecular function: 8-oxo-7,8-dihydroguanine DNA N-glycosylase activity. The transcript is spliced from 6 exons. NCBI's taxonomy places the organism in Eukaryota, Viridiplantae, Streptophyta, Magnoliopsida, Solanales, Solanaceae. The record is from RefSeq and is a predicted model, not a curated record. Bases 108 to 854 code for a protein of 248 amino acids. Gene Ontology annotation, biological process: base-excision repair, AP site formation; DNA repair.